Tachysurus vachellii is the source of this 1324-nucleotide messenger RNA. Its product is annotated as cystine/glutamate transporter-like. The coding region runs from base 1 to 1269 and encodes 422 amino acids. Gene Ontology annotation, molecular function: L-amino acid transmembrane transporter activity. Gene Ontology annotation, cellular component: membrane. Gene Ontology annotation, biological process: amino acid transmembrane transport. The transcript has 11 exons. The record is from RefSeq and is a predicted model, not a curated record. NCBI's taxonomy places the organism in Eukaryota, Metazoa, Chordata, Actinopteri, Siluriformes, Bagridae.
AUGUGUAUCUGUCUCUGUCUUGUCUCCUUUAACUCAGGUGCCUUGUCCUACGCUGAGCUGGGAACCAGUUUCAAAAAGUCUGGUGCUCAUUAUACAUAUAUCCUUGAGACACUUGGGCCACUUCCUGCUUUCCUGAGGCUUUGGUCUGAGUUCAUUUUUAUCAGACCUGCAGUGACCGCGUAUAUUGCCCUGGCUUUCGGACACUACGUCGUAGAGCCGUUUUUCACGCCGUGCCCAGCUCCUCUGCCAUUAGUCAAAUUAACCAGUUUUCUUGCAAUGACAUUUUUGGUGGCAGUGAACUGCUGGAGUGUAUCGCUGGCCUCUCGUACACAAGUCAUCCUCCUGAUCGUUAAGAUCUCUGCUCUGGUUCUGAUCAUCAUCCCAGGAAUUAUGGCCCUGUCCAAAGGUCAAACUGAAAACUUUGAGAAUGCUUUUAAUUCAGAGUCACUCACAUUGAAAAAGCUGCCUUUAGCCUUCUACUCAGGACUUUAUGCUUAUUCUGGAUGGUUUGCAUUAAACUUUGUGACAGAGGAGGUAAUCAAUCCCAAAAGAAACAUUCCACUGGCCAUCAUUCUGUCCAUGGUCACAGUUACUAUAUUAUACGUGCUGGUGAAUGUAGCCUAUUACACUAUGAUGACCGAAGACGAGCUGUUGAGAUCCGACGCCGUAGCAGUAACUUUCACCAGUAAAGCCCUGCCCAGGAUGGCAUCACUGGUGCCCUUACUGGUAGCCAUGUCCUGUCUUGGAGCCAUGAACGGUGGGAUCUUUGCAGUACCUAGAAUGUUAUUGGUGGCUGCCAGAGAGGGACAAUGGCCAGUUCUGUUUUCCAUGAUACACAUACGCAGAAAGACACCGAUGCCUGCUGUACUGUUGCUGUCCCCUCUAACUGUGAUCAUGGUGGCAAAAGGAGAAAUUUAUCAGUUGAUCAACUUCGCUUCCUUCUCACGCUGGCUCUUCGUUGCCUUGGUUACGCUGGGGCUCGUCGUCCAUCGCUAUCGAUUCCCAGACCAUCCAAAAGCUUUUAAGGUUCCUCUGGCUGUUCCUGUCAUCUUCACAGUGGUGUGCUUCUUCAUUGUGGGUCUGUCUCUGUAUUCAGACCCCUGGAACACAGGUUGCAGUUUGGGUGUUACAUUCACUGGGAUCCCAGUGUACUACCUGACCGUGAAACACUCAUAUGUUCCGACCCGUUGGAGAAAAGCCUUUGAUUACUGCAGUAGACAACUUCAGAUCUUACUGGAAGUAAUACAGCAAGAAGUUCAGACCUACUGAAAGAACACUAAACGCUUCGGCUCCGUAGUCCGCAUUAGGAUCUCCUUGAUUCGUC